Messenger RNA from Menidia menidia (Atlantic silverside), 435 nucleotides. The record is from the annotation of a GenBank genome assembly. NCBI's taxonomy places the organism in Eukaryota, Metazoa, Chordata, Actinopteri, Atheriniformes, Atherinopsidae.
AUGGCGUUCACAUUCGCGGCCUUUUGUUACAUGCUCGCUCUGUUGCUCACGGCGGCGCUUAUCUUUUUCGCUAUCUGGCACAUAAUAGCAUUUGAUGAGCUGAAGACUGACUACAAGAAUCCUAUAGAUCAGUGUAACACUUUAAAUCCGCUGGUGCUGCCAGAGUACCUCAUCCAUUUCUUCUUCUGCGUGAUGUUCUUCUGCGCGGCCGAGUGGCUCACCCUCUUCCUCAACCUGCCGCUGCUGGCGUAUCACGUGUGGAGGUAUAUGAGCAGGCCGGUGAUGAGCUGCCCGGGCCUGUACGACCCCACCACCAUCAUGAACGCAGACAUCCUGGCGUACUGUCAAAAAGAGGGCUGGUGCAAACUGGCUUUCUACCUGCUGUCUUUCUUCUACUAUCUCUACGGGAUGAUCUAUGUUCUGGUGAGCUCCUAA